Molecule: messenger RNA, 768 nt
Organism: Penicillium roqueforti
Lineage: Eukaryota; Fungi; Ascomycota; Eurotiomycetes; Eurotiales; Aspergillaceae
Product: aminotransferase class IV
Exons: 1
Coding region: 1-768 (255 amino acids)
Biological process (GO): carboxylic acid metabolic process
Molecular function (GO): catalytic activity
Source: RefSeq, a predicted model, not a curated record
AUGACCGAGAACUCCUCAAGCCCAGAAUCAUUCGAGAUCUUUUCUUCCCUUCGCUUUGACCCAAGCCUUCCAGACGCAGCCUGUCGCCAUGCAUCGAGCUAUCCCGAUCCUCAAAAAUCCCCCUACUACCUCCUCGCCUAUCACCAAGACCGGCUCACAGCCGCAGCGGCUCAUUUCCAAUGGGACGAGGCUCUAAACUGGCUGCAGCAAGACCUGCAAGACUUCGAGGCGUUUCUCGACGCGUCAAUUUCGGACCUAAGCAAGGCGUGGAGACUCCGAAUUGUAGUGAACAGUAAGGGGAAGGCGAGAGUUGAGACGAACCCAACAGCGAGCAUUGAUCUAAUGAGUUUGUUCAUUCCCUCUCUACAUACCCACCCAAGCGAACCAAUAUGGCACGUCCAUGUCGAUACGCAAUCAACAACUCCUUCAGGUUUCACCACACAUAAAACCACCGCGCGGGAUGACUACACGUCUGCGCGCCAGAGGGCGGGAAUUAAUUCCCCGACAGACCUUGCCGAAGUACUGGUUGUGAACCCGGAUGGCGAGGUUAUGGAAGGCAGCAUCACUACGCCGUACUUCUUGCGGGACCAUAUGUGGAUCACGCCUCCGCUCAGCAGUGGGGGCAAUGCAGGUACAACACGGAGGUAUGCGUUAUCUCAGGGUUUCUGUUUAGAACACACCAUUUCCCGAGAUGAGCUUGUGGAUGGAGAGGAGUGUUGGUUGAGCAACGGCGUAAGGGGGUUCAUCCGAGGGGUCAUAGUCAAAUAA